Anopheles coluzzii is the source of this 1893-nucleotide messenger RNA. RefSeq names its product cytochrome P450 6a2-like. The record is from RefSeq and is a predicted model, not a curated record. The coding region runs from base 77 to 1582 and encodes 501 amino acids. The transcript has 2 exons. Lineage: Eukaryota; Metazoa; Arthropoda; Insecta; Diptera; Culicidae. Gene Ontology annotation, molecular function: oxidoreductase activity, acting on paired donors, with incorporation or reduction of molecular oxygen; iron ion binding; heme binding.
UCGCGUGACUAGUCUUGUUUGAACGGUCGCUUAGUACGCAUCGCCAUUUUCGUCACGUUUUGGGCGUUCGCGCAGAAUGACAGUGUGGUUGUUGUUGGUGGUGGUGGUAGCAACGCUACUGUAUUAUUACGUAUGGCGCCGCUACCGCUACUGGAGAGACAGAGGCAUUGCCGAACUCGACCCAUCCUUUCCGCUCGGCGACAUGAAGGGUGUGGGAACGACGCGCGGCUUUAACGACAUGCUCGAUGAAGCGUACGGACGGGUGCGGGGCAAAUCGGCAGCAGUCGGGGUAUACUUUCUCAUCAGCCCGAUACUGAUCGUGGCCGAUCUCGACCUUGCCAAGCAGAUACUGGUGAAAGAUUUUCACCUGUUCCACGAUCGCGGCCAGUACGUGAACGAGCGGGACGAUCCCUUGUCCGGGCAUCUGUUUUCGAUCGGCGGCGAACGGUGGCGCUACCUGCGCAACAAGCUCAGCCCUACGUUCACGUCCGGCAAGAUCAAAUCGAUGUUCACCACAAUUCAUGAAAUUGGAGACGAGUUGCUCGCUUCCUUCGACAAGUAUAUUGAUUGCGGCGACCCGAUCGAUAUCAAGUUACUGUGCCAGUGCUUCACCUGCGACGUGAUAGGCUCGUGCGCGUUCGGGCUGCAGUGCAACUCGCUCAAAAACGAAGGCUCCAAGCUGCUCGAGAUCGGCGACAAGGUGUUCCGAGUUAGCCCAAUGCGUAUGUUGUAUUUGAUGGCGGUCGGGAUCUUUCCGCGGCUUUCACGAGCCCUUCGACUGUCCGCCCUGCCCGGUGAUGUGUCGGCGUUUUUCAGACCACUGGUACAGUCCACGGUGGAACAUAGGGAGCGAAAUGCGGUCGAGCGACCCGAUUUUCUUAACCUGCUGAUACAGCUCAAGAACAAAGGUACGGUGGAGGACGAAACAACAGAAGAACUGCAAAAGCUGACGCUCGACGAGGUGGCAGCGCAGGCGUUCGUGUUCUUCUUCGCCGGGUUCGAAACGUCCUCGACAACGCUCUCGUUCACACUGUUCGAGUUGGCCAACAAUACCGACAUUCAGGAGCGAGUGCGGGCGGAGGUGCUGGAAAAGCUUCAACUCCACGACGGAAAGAUAACGUACGACGCACUGAAGGAGAUGACGUACCUCGAUCAGGUCAUCAAUGAAACGCUUCGCUUGUACACACCAGUUCCUCAGCUGUUCCGAGUGACGAACGAGUCGUACCAUCUGCCGUCGCUAAAUGUUACGCUAGAGAAGGGUACGAUGGUGCUGAUACCGGUCCAUUCGUACCAUCACGAUCCGGCCCUGUUUCCCGAACCGUACCGCUUCGAUCCGGAUCGGUUUACAGCGGACGCGAUGAAGGCGCGCCACAGCCACGCGUUUCUGCCGUUCGGUGAUGGGCCACGGAAUUGCAUCGGCAUGCGGUUCGGGCUGCUGGAGGUGAAGUUUGGUUUGGUGCAGGUUCUAAACAAGCUGCGCCUGACCGUUAACGAGCGUACCGCACUGCCACUGCGAAUGUCCAAGCGAUCGGGCUUCCCGGAGGCGGAAGGGGGCAUCUGGUUAAAUGCGUCGCGGUUGUGAGCGUUUUUAUUGAGCUUGUGCACAUGUUUAAGCAUGCAUUUGUAUCGUGCAUUGCAUUAGAGCUGCUCUCUAGGAAGUGUGCAAAGCGCAAACGAACACAAACGAACCAAUAGUGUGCAAAAGGAAUAAUCAAAUUCAUCUUUCAAGAGGUCAUGACGUGCUUCAAGCUGAUGUGCUAACAAUGACUUGCAGCAAAUGGAUCAUGUGUGCGAUUUUUGUUGUUGUAUCGUGCAAACAUGAAAUUGGGUGUGGCCGCCGAAAAUUGAAAUAAAAGCAAAGACCUCACGGUGGCAGCGUUCGUUUCAAAUUGA